Tripterygium wilfordii is the source of this 2711-nucleotide messenger RNA. RefSeq lists its product as uncharacterized. The transcript has 4 exons. Lineage: Eukaryota; Viridiplantae; Streptophyta; Magnoliopsida; Celastrales; Celastraceae. The coding region runs from base 290 to 2194 and encodes 634 amino acids. Gene Ontology annotation, molecular function: protein binding. The record is from RefSeq and is a predicted model, not a curated record.
AUGCGAGUGGGGAAUUUGGGAAAUCGAAAAUUUUUAUUGCACUCGCAUGAAGACAGAGGGAGACCGUUUCUUUCAUUACAAUACGGUACUUCUCUCUCUACAGUGUCUCUCUCCUUCCACUUCCACAUUUGGUACAGAGAAAGUAUCGAGAGCCGUUAGUCUUUUAACCUAGAGAAGGCGUUCUCGUUCUCGCUGCUGGUCCCGGAGUGUUCAAGUGCAUAAUUGACCCUCCCUGUUGACAUGGGACUGGCUUGACAUUUAUGAAUUUUUGAUAGCUAGCCUGCUGACAAUGGAUAAAGUAUCUACCGACUGUCCAUACCCGGGGUGCUUUUUCUGUGUCAUGAAGGAAGGAAAUCCAAGCAAGCGCCGAGCUAGCAUAUUGAAGUUCUUUAGGGAGCUUCCUUCACAGGAUGAUGAUGGUCAAGUUCUCCCUAUUAGUGGCCUCUGGAACACUGCCAUGGCGCAUCCCAAUGACCCUGAGUUCAUUGAGUUGGGAAUAUUCGAAUGCAUGGCUGCACUGAUAUGGAAGGGUUUAAAGAAUCGCCGUUGGCUCUCACAUGACCAAAAUAUAUACAUACCUUAUUAUGCUGCCCAUAUCAUUGGAUCCUACACUAUGAAUAUGGAGGAAUUUGCAGAAAGUUCAGUGCAUGCUGGUGUAAUUCCUCCACUAGUUGAACUUCUGAGAGGGAGGUUGACUUGGGUUGAACAGAGAGUGGCAGUGAGAGCUCUUGGACACUUGGCUACAUAUCCUAACACUUUUCCUGCUGUGGCAAGUCAUGGUGAGAUCCUUGAGCUCGCCAUUCAACUGGCAAUUAGUUCACUGGAAAUAGUUUAUUCACAUUUCUACCAGUAUGUCGACAGAAGGCUUAGUUAUCACUGUGACCUGCUUACUCGUGGCAUGGGUGGUGUUGAAAUGGAGUCCAGGAAAGCAGAGGAGUGGGCUAGUCAGCUGCAAUGCUGGUCCCUUCAGCUCAUUAAUUGUUUUGCUUUCAAGCCUGAAUAUCUUACUACUAUAUGCAAACCAGAAUUUUUAGCAAAACUACCAGGCAUGUGGGGUGGGUUGGUUAAUGAAAACUCGCCAGCUGGCAUAGGUUUGUUAAGAACAAUUUGUCAUCAUAAACUUGGUCGAGGACCUGUUGCUAGCUGUCCUGGUAUUAUUGAAGCAUUAUGUAACAUUGCUCGCUCAUCAGAUGAUUGGCAGUAUAUGGCCAUAGACUGCCUUCUUUGGCUACUCCAGGAUCCAAGUACGUGUCACAAGGUAAUUGAAAAGGCAGUACCUACACUUCUAGACCUUGCGGACAUUACAACUCUGGGAGAUCACAAGAAGUUAGGGGAUACAAUUGUUACUGCUCUUCAGGAAUGUGUCCAAUCACAAGGUACAGGACGUAACACUAUUAGUCAUCGUACAAAGGAGCAGAUUGAGGAACUACUGAAUUCGAGACAGAGAUUGAAAUGGGAGAAGAGUAUGCCAAAAGAGGAUCUCCAUAUUAAACAGGCUGCAGCGCUAGUGGUCAAGCUUGAAGGAAAUUCCUUGUUCUCAUCAGGAAAUAUAUCUGGAGCGGCCUCAAAGUACUCGGAAGCAUUAGCAUUGUGUCCAGUGAGAUCCAAGAAAGAGAGAGUUGUUCUUUAUAGUAACCGAGCUCAGUGUCAUCUUCUCUUACAGCAACCCUUAGCUGCUAUAAGUGAUGCUACACGUGCACUUUGUCUUCACAAUCCUGUUAACCGUCAUGCCAAAAGCCUUUGGAGGAGAGCUCAGGCUUAUGACAUGCUUGGAUUUGCUAAAGAGAGUUUGUUAGAUGCCAUUUUAUUCAUAAAUGAGUGUUCUCACUCCAAUGACCCUGAUCUCUCUAUGAGGCAAAAUAAGGUUCCUGACUAUGCUGAGCGACUAGUCAAGAAGCAGAUACGUGCAGCCUGGUUGUUUAGAGAAGCAGCUAUCAAGCAUGGUGGUGUCCAAUGUGAGGGAGAUGCUGGUGACAUGUAUGGACAGGAGACUGACGAUUCUGAGUGGGAGACGGCGAGUGAGAGUGAUGUAGGAGAUGGUGGAAGGGAUCAAAUUGGUGAUGAUGAUGAUGAUGAUGAUGAUGAUGAUAGUGAAUGGAAGAAUGAAGACGAGAGGAAAGAAAGAUAUGACAAGCAUUCAAUCAAAGACAUAAAGCAUGGAUACAAUGUGCAGCUCGUGCAAGAUGAAUCGUGAAUUCUGGCUGAGCAGCGCCGAAAACUAAGGUGCUGUUGAUGGAGUCAUAGUUUUCCAGACGACAUACUUAUCGCCUCCUCCUGCCGUGCUUGAGCUUGAAAGUGCUACUAUACUUGUUUGGUCUCUUCAGAAGCAGGGCUGUUUUUGUGUUUAGAAGUAGAAGUCGUUUUUCGAGUUCGUAUAUGCUAUGUUUGCCCAAUUGGUCUUGUGUAUUCCUAUUAUGGAGCACAGACAGUUUUUUUAGAGUGUUGAAAAAAAAAUUGCAGUCCAGAUAAUGUGGAGCUUUUUGUGUGAUUUUGAGAGGUUUUUUUUUGUAUAUAGACAACCUUGUAAGGCUUUCUUUUUUUUUUUUUUUUGGCUUUUGAACUGUUCUCCAUAAAUGGUUGAAUUCAUUUUUUUCCCUAGUGCUUGAUGGCACUUUUAGUUGAAUUGUAAAGGAUGAUCUUUUUUUUGGUCCAGUUUAUAUUGAUCCCGGGAUCAUCAACUUAUUGAAAGAAAGUGCUGGAAUAUUAUAGCC